CUUAGCUCAACCUCCUCCAACAGCCCUCAACCUCCCACCUAGUGUGAAAAAUUGCAUCUGAUACGCAUCGCGAAUUACACACAAGAUGAAAAAAACUAAAAAUUUGCUACAAAAUUGAAUCAGAUGAACGAAUCAUUAUAAUUUGCUACUUGUAAUGUAUAUAAAAUAAGAGCUUAUGCUUACAUCAACAAGCUUAUAUGAGAUAAGUACUUAUUGUCAUUAGUGCUUAAAGAAGCUAUUCACCCAAACUGAACAAAGUGAAUCAAGUUUGCGGCACCUCAGUGAGCUUUGUAGUCUCUGUCAUCACCACCACUCCAUCACCCACCACUCAAACUCAAAAUGUUGCUGAAGCGUUGCACAUUUCAAUCCCAAUCCACGUUCCUCCCCGCUCCAAAUCUCAUCCUCUCGCGCCUCCUCAGCUCCACCCUCAACGACGGCGACGUACACAGAGUCAUGACCAUCAUCACCACCACUUCCUCGCCGGAAAACCUGCGACAAUCCCUCAAAUCAAGCGGCGUUUUCCUCUCAAACGAACUCAUCGACCAAGUCCUCAAAAGGGUCCGUUUCAGCCACGCAAACCCCUCCCAAACCCUCGAGUUCUACCGCUACACUGGCCGCAGAAAAGGGUUCUUCCACACCGCGUUUUCCCUCGACACCAUGCUCUACAUUCUCGGGAGAAGCCGCAUGUUCAACCAUAUCUGGGACCUUCUCAUCGAAGCGCGGUGGAAAGACCAAACUCUCAUCACCCCGCGCACUGUCAUGGUUGUCUUGGCCAGAACAGCGAAGGUUUGUUCUGUUAGACAAACUGUGGAGUUUUUCAGAAGGUUCAAGAAGCUGGUUCCUGAUUUUGAUACUAACUGUUUCAAUGCAUUGUUGAGAACUUUGUGUCAGGAGAAGAGCAUGACGGAUGCUAGAAACGUGUAUCAUAGUUUGAAGCAUCAGUUUCGGCCGAAUUUGCAAACGUUUAACAUUCUGCUUUCUGGGUGGAAGACCCCAGAGGACGCUGAGGUGUUCUUCAAGGAGAUGAGGGAGAUGGGGGUGACGCCUGAUGUUGUUACGUACAAUAGUUUGGUGGAUGUUUACUGCAAGGGUAGGGAGUUGGAGAAGGCCUAUAAGGUGCUCGAUGAAAUGCGUGAACGGGAUUUGUCGCCGGAUGUGAUUACAUACACGAGUAUAAUUGGUGGGUUGGGGUUGGUUGGUCAGCCGGAUAAAGCUAGAGAUGUUUUGAAGGAGAUGAAGGAGUAUGGCUGUUACCCUGAUGUCCCGGCGUACAAUGCUGCCAUUAGGAACUUUUGCAUUGCGAAGAGGCUUCGUGAGGCUUAUGAUUUGGUGGAUGAGAUGACGAGCAAAGGUUUAAAUCCGAAUGCUACUACUUACAAUUUGUUUUUCAGGAUUUUUUACUGGUCUAAUGAUUUACAGAGCUCCUGGAACAUGUACCAUAGGAUGAUGGGGUUGGGAUGCCAUCCGAAUACACAGUCUUGUAUGUUCUUAAUAAGGCUGUUUAAGAAGCAGGAAAAGGUGGAGAUGGCGCUGCAGCUAUGGGGUGACAUGGUGGAAAAGGGUUUUGGCUCCUAUACUUUGGUUUCUGAUGUGCUGUUUGACUUGCUUUGUGAUAUGGGGAAGUUGGGAGAAGCAGAGAAGUGUUUCUUGGAGAUGAUUGAGAAGGGGCAGAAGCCGAGUAAUGUUUCAUUUAGGAGAAUCAAGGUUCUCAUGGAACUAGCUAAUAGACAUGAGGCCCUUCAGAACUUGACACAGAAAAUGGCCGUGUUUGGGCGACCAGUCCAAGUUCGUGAAAGUAGACCAGUCCAAGUUCAUGAAAGUAGAGAGAGCGCGAUUGAUACUUAAGUUAUAGACUUAUAGCAUAACUUUUAACCCAUAAUUCUACUUCCAAUAGUCAUGACAAUGUGGAAGGAGGAGCAAGAGAUCUUGAUGUUGUGGCAGAAGUUGUAGGAAACAUGACUCAGGGAUCAGUCAUAUGAAUAUAUCUUUCAGAAUAUGUCGUGGAACGUGUGUGAAAGAUUCAAGAAACCUAGCUGACAAAAGAGGGUUGGACAAUUAUUUAGGUGAGCGGCAUUCUACAUAAUGGGGAUUUUUCUGGCUUCACUUAGACAGUGAUCAGCAUCAGCUGUAUGAACGUGUGAUCUAUGCUUCUAGGAAAAAAUGCACACGGGUUUUAAACAUUUUGCAUAAGAGAAGUGUUUGUAAGUGGUUGGCUUGUGAUGUUACUGUUAUAGCUAAUCUGUUACUCUUAACUUCUGGGAACUCAUACUUCAAGCUUACUACAUGCUCAUCAUGACUUAUAGGUCAGGAAAUAAAGAGGUGUUUCUUCCUUCUGAUACUUGCUGUUUCUUUCAUCCGUUUCUUUCUUCAUUCUAAUUCAGAUUAUGAGUCCAUAAAGUCUUUAGUCUAAUGAUUAUGAAAUUCCCAUUGCCAUCCGGAAAGCUGAAGGCUUAGGUACCAAACAUCCUAUUUCUAGUUUUAGGUCACUUAAGAAUGUAUCCGCUACUUUUAAUUCUUGCUCUUCAGAACAGACAGAAUCAUAAAUUCCAAAGGAUAUCCAUGAUGCUUUAAAGGUUCCUAAGUGGAAGCAAACUGUCUUAGAAGAUAUGAAGGCUCUUGAAAAAAUAAUCAAAUAUAGGAGGUGGUGGAAUUUCCUAAAGGAAAGAUAGCCUUGGGAUUCAUAACUAAGUACAAGUCAAGUGGAUCAAUUGAAAGGUAUGAUGAAGUCCAUGGGUUCCAAAGGCUUCACUUAGACCUGUGGAGUUGAUUACUUGUAGACUUUUGCGCACAUGUUAAAUUUUUAAUCAUAAAGAAUCAUAUUAUCCUUAGCUGCUGAUCUUGAUUGGCUUUUACAACAUCUAGAUGUGAAAACUACAUUUCUAAAUGGUGACUUGGAGGAGGAAGUGUACAUGGGCGCACGACACACCCCUUGGCUUUGGCUAACAUUUCAACCAAAAAGUAUGUUAGCUACGAAAGUCAUUGUAUGGAUUAAAGCAAGGUUGCUUCAAAAAGUUCACUUGGUUCAUUAAGGAAAAAAAAAGGCUAGUUGAUCAUACUAUGUUUGUAAGGUGAUCACCCAAAAGGUGUAUGUGGAUGAUAUAGUGCUCAAAAGAUAUUGUUU
Molecule: messenger RNA, 3121 nt
Organism: Lotus japonicus
Lineage: Eukaryota; Viridiplantae; Streptophyta; Magnoliopsida; Fabales; Fabaceae
Product: putative pentatricopeptide repeat-containing protein At1g02420
Exons: 1
Coding region: 340-1845 (501 amino acids)
Molecular function (GO): protein binding
Source: RefSeq, a predicted model, not a curated record